Messenger RNA from Fusarium coffeatum, 1875 nucleotides. RefSeq lists its product as uncharacterized. Bases 1 to 1875 code for a protein of 624 amino acids. Lineage: Eukaryota; Fungi; Ascomycota; Sordariomycetes; Hypocreales; Nectriaceae. The transcript is spliced from 2 exons. The record is from RefSeq and is a predicted model, not a curated record.
AUGGAAGCUAGCGCCACCGCCUGGGAGUUAGACAGCGAUGAAAUCGCAUCCAUCGCUUCUGAAGACUUGAACGCCAACAGACCGAACCGCUGGAAAGGACCCAAAUCGACAUGGCGCACUCACACAGAGGAAGACCGUCAACUAUGGCAAUCGAUGAAGAAAAUUGAAGAUCAGGAUCUCUCAGUGCAUCUGUACAAUGCAUUUGCUCUUAAGCGGCAAGCUCAAAACCCGGAAACGGCUCAGAACUUAGUCGUCAAGACAGAAAAUGGCCAAGAGAAUGUUUGGGUACCGCCUAAGGCAUGGACCGCAUGGCCAUUAAAACACAAGCAUGUGCCCAAAAAGCGUUUAAUUGAUGAAGAACAUGACGAAGAUGAUCGCUUCACCUUUCGCAAGCAGGAAAAGAUCAUGCCGAGCACUGAGCUGGAGGAGGAGAUUUCAGCCACCAUACUGAGAACCGCCAAACGCCGCUUUCGCAGAAGCAAGGCCAAGAUGGCCAAACCAUCUAUUGAAGAGCCUGACGAUGAGGAUGAGGAGAACGAUGAUGACACGUCUGAAUCUGAAUCAAGGGAGUCAUCAGCCAAGCCAGAUACGGACGCGGGGGAGAACGAGAUGGCACUCGACGAAGAUUAUAAACCAAAGCGCAGAAAGGCUCCAAAGACAUACGAACCGGUAGAAUCUGCCAACGACGAGCAUUCAUAUGCUCUUCUACGACCAUCAACUAGACAUAUCCUUUCAAAACUUGAUGAUACACUGGACAUUCUUCGCAAAACUCGUGAAGCGGGCAUGAAUUAUGCAUCCGACUCUUCAACCGAAGAAGAUUCAGAUAACCAGAGUCAAAGCGGACAAAAGAAGCCUCGCGGCCGCCCAAGAAAUAUAUCUGAGGGAGUUUCAUCUGCUUCCGACUCAGCAGCUCCCAAGACAAAAAAUAGCAGACGUGGUCGGCCACGAAAAAUCCAUACCCCCCGAGAUGGAGAAACACACGAAGAGAUGCUCCAGCGUGUCGCCCGCGAAUCUCAUAGGAAGAUUCCCGUUACGAAAGAAGAUAGGGACGCAGCUUUCGAAGAAUGGGUUCGUAAGGGUGAUGAGAUUAUCGAGCGUGAGCGAUCUUUAUCUAUCAAGCGUGCGAGAUCUCAAGGUUCGGAGACAGGAAACGAGUCGGGCACAGAUCGCAAGCGGCUCAGAUUGGGUCUUCGUGACUGGAGCGAUGUACUCGGUGCGGCCGCCCUAGCAGGAUUCUCUGGCGAUGUCAUUGCGAAAGCAACACGACGAUGCGCUGACUUAUUUGGAGAGGGAAUGGUGGUCCGUACCUUGAACGAAAUACCUGCUACAAAGGGUAACGGCACAAGUACAGUCGAAUACCGUCCAGAGCCUAUUCAACUAUCCUAUUCCGAUGAAGAAGCCGAUGAUGAAAGCGAUGAUGCCGCAGACCUUGCACAACGGCGAGUCGCAUCCCGUCAAGCCUCCCUCGCGCAAUCAAGCCGAAGCCCUGAUUCUAUCCGCAGCACCAGCCGACGCUCAACACGCUCACCAGGCCCGCCAUCCGGUGCCAGAUCUCCAAGGUCCCAAUCUAACUCCGUGGGAGGCUUAUCAUUCUGCCCGAUCCCUUCGUGUGAUCGCUCAGUGAGAGGCUUUACUCGUAAGACUAACUUGCGACGACACUUAGAGCUCGUUCACCAGGGACAGGCAGAGGAGCUCGAUAGCGACGAUGAGGUGCUGGGUGGCGUGCAUGUUGACGGCUUCUUGAAGCCCAUCGUACCAGGAAAGGGAUGGAGGGGCGAAGACACCGUGCAAAGAACUAGAAGGAAGGGGGUCUUUAGGGAGAAAUCUGCGACAAGCCGGGAGGCGAGCUAUGCUGAAGACAAUUUGUCCUCAUGA